Molecule: messenger RNA, 492 nt
Organism: Mucor mucedo
Lineage: Eukaryota; Fungi; Mucoromycota; Mucoromycetes; Mucorales; Mucoraceae
Product: Tim10/DDP family zinc finger-domain-containing protein
Exons: 3
Coding region: 34-324 (96 amino acids)
Source: RefSeq, a predicted model, not a curated record
UCAUAUUACCAAAAACUAUUUAAUUUUUACAAUAUGAGCGACUAUUCUUCUGGCUAUAACCUCGGUGGCGAUUCCGGUAACAAGAAGCAAGAAGUUAUGGACCAAGUCCGUUCCGAACUUGCCUUGGCCAACGCCCAAGAACUUAUUAACAAAAUCAACGAAAAGUGUUAUUUAAAGUGUGUCCCCAAGCCUGGUGCACGUCUUGAAUCUGGCGAACAAGCUUGUCUCUCCAAGUGUAUGGACCGUUAUAUGGAAUCAUGGAACGUUGUUUCUCGUGCUUAUGUUGCCAGACUUCAACGUGAGUCUCAAGGUGGCAACUUGUAAAAAAGUCCCUAGACCUUCAAGAAAUAGUAUCAAAAAUAUAUAUAUUUAAUAUCUCUCUAUUUUCUCCCUCCCCUCCCGUGUGUAUUUUAUUUUUCCCAAUUCACAAAUGUAUAGCUGAUAUUUUAUCUACAUGAAUAAACUACAGGUUUUUUUUUGAACAUAGUAAAA